CGUGAGCUCAUUAGCAGCAGUGCUGCUGGUUUUCAAACAGGAUGAACGCGCCACCAGCAUUCGAGUCGUUUUUGUUGUUUGAGGGAGAGAAAAAGAUCACAAUAGUUAAGGACACCAAAGUGCCCAAUGCAUGUCUGUUCACACUGAAUAAGGAGGACCACACGCUGGGGAACAUCAUUCGGUCACAACUGCUGAAGGACCCUCAGGUGCUGUUUGCUGGAUAUAAAGUUCCCCACCCUCUGGAGCACAAGAUUGUGAUCCGUGUUCAGACAACACCAGACUACAGUCCGCAGGAAGCCUUUACUAAUGCAAUCACUGAUCUGAUCAGUGAGCUUUCCCUGCUAGAGGAGCGGUUUAGGGUUGCCAUCAAAGACAAGCAGGAGGGAAUAGAAUGAAGAACCGUUACAGUCUACAACUAAUUCCCAAUGGACUGAAUUGCCACACUUAAAGUGGGUUCUUACAAUGCGUUACGGUGUUUCGAUAAUCCCAUUUAUUUAUUUUCCUCAAAUAUUAAGAGGGUGACUGACAAGCUGUCAUUUAAAUAAUCAGAGACCUUCAACAGUCUGUAACCAGAUUGAGGUUAAGAACUUUGAAGUUCGUCUUUCAGGAUUGUUUUUCUAACUAAACAUGCUGAUAUAAUGAAAUUCUUAAAUUUGAACAUUCUUUGAAAAUAUUUAAUUGCACAGUAAAUUCAUGUAUAAGAGAAUUGUGUGUUUUUUGUGGUCUCAUUCAUUUGUGAUGUACUUUGUUUUUUUCCAUUAAUAAAUGUCCUUUUUUUUUUUUUUUAAGAAAUAGUAUAACGUUGUUUGAUUUAUGUGAGUCUUAACCAUGGAGCUAUAAAAUACUUGGAGAGAGCGAUCAUCCCCGUUCAUCUCUAUGAUUGCUCAGCUUGCAAAGGGUUCCCAGGAGCGUCACCGGAUGACGAUGUGCUAUAAUGUAAUGAAAUAAUUUAAAUGGUUCUUGGAAUUUUUUGGUAUUUCGUCAUAAAACACGGCUACUUUUGAAUGGCUGUCUAUGGAGAAAUAUGCUUUUUGUCAUCGGGUGGUGUAGUUACAGCAUCUACCAUCUUUAUUGUGUAAAUUGGGAUGGAAAUCAAGAUUGGGAACUAUUUUAGCCUCAAGUAGUUGUUUCUAAGGGGACACAUUAAAGGGAUGCACAAAUGCGGCUUGAUGGCUACUGGACAGAGGCAGCGUUUUGAUUGUGGUUGUAAGGGAAUACGAACUUGCCUGAGAUGCGAGCAAGAGCAGUCUAAGCAAAAUAUACUGCAUAAGAAUGAGCUGGUAAGUAAACAAUACAUUUUAAAAAGCGACAGACUUAAACGCUUAAUCUCACAACGAGUUCAGUUGUGUUCUGGUGUCUGAUUUUGCUUAAAAUCCUUACAUUUGUGAUUUUAAAGGUGCACUUCCUAUUUUUAUUAUUAUUAUUAUUAUUGUUUUUCACUAUUUAAAAAGUUUUACUCAAGAAAUAAAUUGUAAUUUUGAAACAAAUAUAUAAAAUCAUUAUCAUUCA
This is a messenger RNA of Myxocyprinus asiaticus (Chinese sucker), 1509 nucleotides long. Its product is annotated as DNA-directed RNA polymerase II subunit RPB11-a. Bases 42 to 395 code for a protein of 117 amino acids. The record is from RefSeq and is a predicted model, not a curated record. Gene Ontology annotation, biological process: transcription by RNA polymerase II. Gene Ontology annotation, cellular component: RNA polymerase II, core complex. The transcript is spliced from 4 exons. Lineage: Eukaryota; Metazoa; Chordata; Actinopteri; Cypriniformes; Catostomidae. Gene Ontology annotation, molecular function: protein dimerization activity; DNA binding.